Apaloderma vittatum (bar-tailed trogon) is the source of this 1222-nucleotide messenger RNA. It is a transcript of the gene FBXO25, whose product is annotated as F-box protein 25. The coding region runs from base 1 to 1086 and encodes 361 amino acids. Gene Ontology annotation, molecular function: protein binding. Gene Ontology annotation, cellular component: cytoplasm; SCF ubiquitin ligase complex; nucleus. The record is from RefSeq and is a predicted model, not a curated record. The transcript is spliced from 9 exons. NCBI's taxonomy places the organism in Eukaryota, Metazoa, Chordata, Aves, Trogoniformes, Trogonidae. Gene Ontology annotation, biological process: protein ubiquitination.
AUGCCAUUUUUGGGCCAAGACUGGAGAUCACCUGGAUGGAGAUGGGUUAAAACAGAAGAUGGAUGGAAACGAUGUGAAUCCUUCAGUCCUGCACUUGAGGAUGGAAAUAAUCGACUGAAUGAUAUCAGUCAUACUGUCAUCAUAACUGGUGAUGGUGAGGAUGAAGAAAUAUACGGUACUGAAGAUUGUGAGUUUGCAGCCAAGAAAAGGAAAAAAGAUCAUUUUAGGAAUAAUACAGAUUCACAAUGUUUUUAUCGUGAAAAGUGGAUUUAUGUUCAUAAAGAAAGCACCAAGGAAAGACACGGCUAUUGCACUCUGGGAGAAGCUUUUAACCGCUUAGACUUUUCAAGCGCAAUUCAGGACAUCAGAAGGUUCAAUUACGUGGUCAAACUUUUGCAGCUAAUUGCAAAAUCCCAGUUAACCUCAUUGAGUGGUGCAGCACAGAAGAACUACUUUAACAUCUUGGACAAAAUUGUGCGGAAGGUCAUGGAAGACCAGUAUAAUCCACGACUAAUCAAAGAUCUUCUACAGGAUCUGAGUUCUACUCUCUGUAUACUGAUUAGGGGAGUUGGAAAAUCUGUGCUGGUAGGGAACAUUAAUAUUUGGAUUUGCCGAUUAGAAACUAUCCUUCUGUGGCAACAGCAACUGAAAAACCUUCAGAUGAACAAGCAAGUCAACAAUGGUCUUACGCUUAGCGAUCUGCCUCUCCAUAUGCUGAAUAACAUCUUAUACAGGUUCUCUGAUGGCUGGGACAUUAUCACUCUGGGUCAAGUGACCCCCACUUUGUACAUGCUCAGUGAAGACAGACAGUUGUGGAAAAAACUCUGCCAGUACCAUUUUGCAGAAAAGCAGUUUUGUAGGCAUUUGAUUCUGUCAGAGAAAGGUCACAUUGACUGGAAGCUGAUGUAUUUUGCACUUCAGAAAUAUUACCCAAUAAAGGAACAGUAUGGGGACACCUUGCACUUCUGUCGACACUGUAGUAUUCUGUUCUGGAAGGAUACAGGACACCCCUGCACAGCCAGUGAUCCAGACACCUGUCUUAUGCCAGUAUCUCCUCAGCAUUUUAUUGAUCUCUUCAAGUUUUGAGACAUUUAGUAGCUGUUCUCCUGUGUUUGUGACCAUUUCUGUGAAGAGCCAGGCAGGAUACAUUAUGCUUUUUGUGCAAUAUAUUUGAGUGUAAUGUUUUGUUGUAGUUAAAAAAAAAAGAUACGGGGAGGAUUAU